This is a messenger RNA of Neolamprologus brichardi, 1132 nucleotides long. The record is from RefSeq and is a predicted model, not a curated record. NCBI's taxonomy places the organism in Eukaryota, Metazoa, Chordata, Actinopteri, Cichliformes, Cichlidae.
CCACCGCUGCUCUCUGCUGCCUGCCUGCCUCUCUGCUGGGCGGACUGGGGCAGAUCCGAGCCGACCAGUUCCGUGUUUCUCUGCUCACCCAGUUUACGGAGCAGAUCGUACCGGAGGACCGGACAGCGUCACGGUGGACAUUCCUGUCCAGCAGCGGCAUCCGUAACUCCGGGGACGACGGGAAAGUGAGCGCGGAGGUUACUUCAUCAUGACUUAAAGGAUCAUCACGCUGUCCGUGUCAAGAGUAAAGACCACAGCGACGUCACCAAUGGUGAACAAUCUGAUUAUGCAGACGACUCUGAACUCUCUGUAGCUCACCUGGGAAGCUCCAUGGAUUAAAAAGGUCACUUUACCAAAGUCAGGGAGGAAGACGUGACGCCCGCUCUGUGGGAGUUUGGUGCCUGAAACAGGAUCUCAUCAUCUGGACGAGCUUUUUGUGUUUUCUGUUCAUUUGGAGUAAUAUGGUUCAUGGAAGAUGGAAUAAAAUAUCAGUGGGAGUUAUUCCUAAACAAGGACUGACUGCAAAACUCAAGAAUGGAGCAGGAUUUUACACAGUAGGAUCUCGUAAUCUCAUAUCAGUUGUGGAUGGUGUAGGUACCUUGUAGGUACUACCCUGGACACGGUGGAUUUUACACACAAUUCAUCUAAAAACAUCUGAAGUGUAGCAGGCAGUGUUUGUCUGUAACUGGAAAAGUCUUCCUUUUCUCACUGUUGUAAAUGGACGUCUGAGCCUUCUAAAGCUAGAAGGGGAUAUUUUCCAUCUGUUUGGUGUCUCACUGUUGGCAAAAACAGGGAAAGCCCUCCAAACAUGUCCGGGACGGGAAGGAAGCACUUGGUCAGAGACUUUAACCAUUUCAUCACCUGCUACCUGUGUCGAGGUUACCUGAUUAAACCGACCACGGUCACCGAGUGCCUGCACACAUUCUGUAAGAGCUGUAUUGUGCAGCACUUUGAGGAGAGCAAUGACUGUCCUAAAUGUGGCAUUCAGGUCCAUGAGACCAACCCACUGGAGAUGCUCAGGUUAGACAACACCCUGGAGGAGAUCAUUUUCAAGCUGGUGCCCGGACUCCGAGAAAGUGAGUUUGCCAGAUGGUUUCAUCAAUCUGUCGCCUCAGUUUGCAGUCGCUGUUAA